AUGAGCACAACAAGUACCGCCCAAGAUGCAUCAAAUGGUGGCGGGAACGGCCGGCAGCCGCAUGCGCGCGCACGCAGAGUACUGAUGUUCCCGCUGCCAUUCCAGGGCCACAUCAACCCGAUGCUGCAGCUCGCCGACGUGCUCCACGGCCGCGGCCUGGCCGUCACCAUCCUCCACUACACCGGGUUCCGCAACACGCUGGACCCCGCGCUCCGCCCGGAGUUUGGUUUCGUCGCCGUGCCCGACGGCGUCCCCGCUGACGUCGUCGCGUCAGGGAACGUCGUCUCUAUGAUCGUCGCCAUGAACACAACCAUGGAGGCGUCCGUGGCUUUCCGCGACGUCCUCGCGGCGGAGUUGGGGCUCGCAGGCGAGCGGAUGCCCCGCGCCGCGUGCCUAUUCGUCGACUCCAGCCUCUUCGGCGCGCAGAAGGCGGCCGAGGAGCUCGGGCUGCCGACGAUAGCGCUCCGGACCGGCAGCGCAGCCUGCUUCAACUGCAUCCUUGCCUAUCCCAUGCUCCACCAAAACGGCUAUCUGCCCCCCGAAGAAUCGCAACUCGACAUGCCAGUGAAGGAGCUUCCCCCGCUGCGCGUGAGGGACCUCUUCCUCUCGAGCAGGGCCGACCAUGACAUGUUAUCCAAAUUUCUGGCCAAAGCAACCCAUGCAGCAAGGAGCUACUCCGCCCUUGUGCUCAACACAUUCGAGGCACUAGAAACAGACGAGCUUGAGAAGAUCCGCGACGAGAUAGGCAUCGCCAUGGUGCUCGCGACCGGCCCUCUCCACAGGCUCUCCUCCAAGACCGAGGACACAGCAGGGAGAAGCAGCAAUGUGCUUCCGCACGAGGAUCACACCUGCAUCGAGUGGCUGGACACGCAGAUCACGGGGUCGGUAUUGUACGUCAGCGUUGGGAGCCUGGCGUGCAUGGACUCCGGUGAGCUCUCGGAGGUGGCGUGGGGGUUGGCCAACAGCGGCCAGCCGUUCCUAUGGGUCGUUCGGCAAGACCUCGUGCCGGGAUCGGACGGACCAUGUCUACCGAAAGGGUUCGACGAUAUGGUGAUGGGCAGGGGUAGGGUGACCCCGUGGGCCCCACAGCAGGAGGUGCUGGCCCACCGUGCGGUGGGCGGGUUUUGGACCCACAACGGGUGGAACUCGACGCUCGAGAGUGUAGCCGAGGGUUGCCCCAUGAUCUGUAGGCCUCAGUUCGCGGACCAGAUGAUGAACGCGAGAUACGUGGAUGCGGUGUGGGGCAUAGGCUUUGAGCUCGAAGGUGAGCUGGAGAGAAACAAAAUUGGGGAGGCCAUUCUGAAGCUUAUGAAGGGGAGCGAAGGGGAGGCGAUGAGAAAGAGAGCGGGAGAGCUUAAGAAGAAAGUAGCGUCCUGCUUUGAGAGUGGUGGGUCUUCUCUACUGGCCAUCAAUGAAUUGAUUGACCAUGUAUCAUCUUUAUAG
This is a messenger RNA of Triticum turgidum subsp. durum (durum wheat), 1443 nucleotides long. The record is from the annotation of a GenBank genome assembly. Lineage: Eukaryota; Viridiplantae; Streptophyta; Magnoliopsida; Poales; Poaceae.